Molecule: messenger RNA, 1124 nt
Organism: Rubroshorea leprosula
Lineage: Eukaryota; Viridiplantae; Streptophyta; Magnoliopsida; Malvales; Dipterocarpaceae
Source: the annotation of a GenBank genome assembly
GAUCUCCUCAACGGCGAUGGUUCCAGAUGUUCUUUCACAGAGCAAUUAUAAAGAGUGGAGCAAUUGCAUGAGAAACUAUUUAUUAGCUCAAGAUCUUUGGGAUGUUGUUGAAUCAAGCAAUGGACCGUCUUCCAGUGAUCAGGAGGCUACUGCGAAUUGGAAGAGAAAAAAUGCUGCAGUUCUUUACACCCUUCAAAUCUCAUGUGCACCAGAGAUUUUUGCUCGGACGAUGGGGAAAACUUCAGCGAAAGAAGCUUGGGACGAAUUGGCUAAAAUACAUGAAAUGAAGAAUAAAUGGCGAUUGGAUGGACCUCAAUCAUCAAGACAAGGGACAGAUCUCCGCAUAUUCUUUGAGGGAACCAUUCCAGGGAAAACAAAGCCUAUUGAAAGGACUCGUAGCAAUAAAUUCUUAGAAGCCAUUUUCUAUCAGAAGUGGGAUACCGUAAUCAAAUUGUUAGAAGAGUGUGAUGUGGAGGGGGUUAAGAAACUGGUGCAGAUAAUGUCUGAAGAAGAAAUUUUGUACGAAGAUAAAAAUGGUUGCACAGCUCUCGCCUAUGCUGCCUAUCUUGGAAAAACGGAGAUUGCAAAAUUGUUAUUAACUACAAAGAACAAUAAAUUGCUCACAAUCCCAGACACAGAAGGAAUGAUUCCAGUUGUGCGGGCAUGCGCCCAACGCCUCAAGGAAACAACACUCUAUCUCUACUUUCAGACUCUGGAAUUCCUAUAUCCGGAGAGAGGCGAGCAUGGUUCCUUACUCCUCCAUUUUUGUAUGCUUAAUGAAAUGCUUGUUAUUGCUUUGGAUCUACUGCAACAUUAUCCGCGUUUGGCAUUCACCAGAUUCAAAUACAAUAAUCGGGUGUCGACUCCGAUUCUAACAUUGUCUGCACAAACCUCUCUGUUCCCUAGUGGAACGCGGCUUUCAUUUCUGCAGCAGUGGAUUUAUUAUGGUAUAUCCGUAGCCAGUGAAGAUAAGGAAGUAAUUAAAGCGGCCACCUGCACCCUCUCCUGAUGUUCGUAUUCCCGUUGCGUCAAUCCACCAAAACGAGCAGAAUGAUAUCAAAAGACAAAGUAUAUUAUGUUUUUUUUUUCUUUUAUAUAGCAGGGUAUAAAUUCUUGAUAGAGUC